AUGUUUACCAUGAAUCUUCUUUCUACACCUCCUCCUGAAGAGGUUCCUUUGCAGGAUAGCUUAUAUUUAAUGCCUUCUGUUGAAGACAAGAAGGAUAGAGACAGCUUCAGUAAUUCACAAAACGAAUUUGAUGGUAGAGUAUUUGGUGUUCCAUUGGAAGAAUCUCUGAACGUUGCUCAAGAAGAAGUGAUUAUCCAAGAGAGUAGAAAGGAAAUCGUGUUCAUACCGGUUGUAAUAGCAAAAAGUGGGCACUACCUGAAAGAGAACGCAUUAGACACAACCGGAAUUUUCCGUAUUGCAGGGAGCAAUAAACGUGUCAGAGAACUACAAACCGUUUUCUCUAAACCGCCCGAUUUUGGCCGUAAAUUUGAAGGAUGGAAUGACUUCAAUGCUCAUGAUAUCGCAACUUUAUUAAAAAGGUAUUUAAACUCAUUGAGUGAACCUUUAGUUCCACUAGCAUUAUACGACAUUUUCAGAAAUCCAAUAUUGGAGAACCCAAAAACAAACGAACACAAGGAAGAAAUCAUCAAGAAUUACGAAGACAUCUAUAUGCUCUUACCACAACAAAACAGACAUCUGAUACUUUAUUUGGCCGCGCUAUUGAAUUUAUUCGCAAGAAAUGAAAAGAAAAAUUUAAUGCCUGCAAGUAAUUUGGCGGCCAUCGUACAACCUUCAAUCUUGUCUCAUCCCAAGCAUGAGAUGAGCCCGAAAGAGUAUGAGAUUUCCAGAACGGUCAUCGAAUUCCUCAUAUUACACGCUUUAGAUAUAAUACCGAAUACGGACUAUGCGAAUAAGGACACCAAGCCGCAUGCAGGAAUAGUAGCAAAGUUUAAGAACAUUACCGUCCCUGAAAUGGCUAUUGACUCCGACGAGGAAGAUUUUCUACACCCUUCAAUAGAUGACCAUAUGCUCCCGAGGUCACGUGCGCACUCCGACUCCAACAAUUUUACCCUGCAUCACCAUCAAGCGCUAUCCUCUAGUCCAAUAGACCUUCAUAACGAUGGGCUUUCUGUACCAAGAUCAUUCAAAGGUAGAACAUUGAGUGCAGAAUCCCUUUCGCCCAAACUUGGUAAAUUACUUGGCAACGUUGGACACAGCAAAGACCCUACAGAAAGAGUCCCUAGGAGCGAACAUAAGACCAAACACAAACAACACAGACAGUCGUGGUUGAGAAGACUCACUAGCCCUUCUAGAACGCUCCCCUAG
Molecule: messenger RNA, 1206 nt
Organism: Saccharomyces paradoxus
Lineage: Eukaryota; Fungi; Ascomycota; Saccharomycetes; Saccharomycetales; Saccharomycetaceae
Gene: BAG7
Product: GTPase-activating protein BAG7
Exons: 1
Coding region: 1-1206 (401 amino acids)
Biological process (GO): regulation of fungal-type cell wall organization; activation of GTPase activity; signal transduction
Cellular component (GO): cell cortex
Molecular function (GO): GTPase activator activity
Source: RefSeq, a predicted model, not a curated record